Molecule: messenger RNA, 911 nt
Organism: Telopea speciosissima
Lineage: Eukaryota; Viridiplantae; Streptophyta; Magnoliopsida; Proteales; Proteaceae
Product: rhodanese-like domain-containing protein 10
Exons: 2
Coding region: 57-713 (218 amino acids)
Cellular component (GO): chloroplast
Source: RefSeq, a predicted model, not a curated record
AAUGAGAAGCGUGAACUUCACUGGUUCGAUCAGCUGCGGAUAAGAGAGAGAGAGAGAUGGCAAUUCGUAUAGAGAAGUUUUACUUGUCCAAUUUGAAGCAUGAGAAGAAGACUAAGCUACAAGGCACAAAACCCUUCUUCACUCGGGUUUUGAGGCUACAGGUGAAUGCAAUUUCCAGUGGUGCCCGGGAACUCAUACAAUCAGGCACUGUCCGAACUAUACCACCGAAGGAGGCUACUACAGUAAUUGAUUCCGAAGGUUGGAAACUCCUUGAUAUCAGACCAGUGUGGGAGAGGGAAAAGGCAUUGGUUUCUGGUUCAUUACAUAUUCCACUUUUUGUGAAAGACAUGGACAGUAGUCCCCUCACCCUUCUAAAGAAAUGGGUUCACUUCGGCUACAUUGGUUUAUGGACCGGCCAAAAUCUGACAACCAUCAACCCUGAAUUUCUCCGGCAGGUCGAGGUAGCAGUUCCUGACAAGGAGAGUAAGCUUCUUGUAGCCUGUGGAGAAGGGCUAAGGUCCAUGAUGGCAGUCACAAGAUUAUACGAAGGAGGAUAUCAGAACUUGGGAUGGCUUGCCGGAGGGUUCAACCGUGCCGGAGAUGAUGAUUUUCCGGCAGUUGAAGGGACGGGCAAGCUACAAUAUGCCACAAUAGGGGGUGUGUCCUACUACUUCCUCCAAUUACUUAUACUGUUACAAGCUGUGGGUAAGUGAGUGAUCAGGGAUGAUUCUAAUUCCUAAUUUCUCACAAGCCGCAAGAAAUUAAUAGAGACAGUACUGGUUCUUGUUCCAUUCUCUACUGAUCUUCCUUGCUCUUGAUUAUGGUUUCAGCUGUGGAUUGUGUGGCUAUAAGCCAGCCAUUCAUGAUAAGAUUUUUUAGGUGAAAUGGCAAUAUCAGAUAUAGAAUUUUAA